AGCAGCCAAGCCUUGCGGCUACAAUCUGAAAGUUCAGAGGGAGGAAUCUGAGGCUUGAUAGCAUCAAAUACACACCUCCCGAUUCCCCCAGUUUUCAUCAACGGCUUCCUUUUCACCAUUCCGGGCGGACCGACGAUACUACCCUACCGAAUAUAAGCCUCUACGAAGCUUCUGUAACCCCUCACAAUGUCGCUGCAGAUUCCCUCCGCCCCCGGGAGUGGACUCUUCAAGGCCGGAUACCAAAACUAUUCGAGCGAAGAUGGUGCCGUGAUCAGAAACAUCGAUGCGUGCCAGGCAAUUGCUUCGACGGUGCAGACAUCACUCGGUCCGUGCGGCAGAAACAAGAUCGUCAUCAAUCAUCUGCAAAAGAUGAUAUUGACAUCCGAUGCCGCGACUAUCUUGAGGGAGCUGGAUGUGGUACAUCCCGCCGCGAAGCUAGUUGUGAUGGCGAGUCAGCAGCAGGAGGCGGAGAUGGGUGAUGCUACGAAUAUGGUGAUCGUGUUGGCCGGCGAGAUGCUCAAGAUGGCCGAGGGUUUGAUCAGGAUUGGAUUGCACCCUUCGGAUAUCGUAGCUGGUUACGAGAAGGCUCAGGAGUUUGCUUUGAAGACUCUGGAAGAACUCGUGGUCGAGAAGGUCGCCGACAUCCGUGAUAUCCAGGAGCUCACCAAGGCCAUCAAGACCGUCGUUGCCUCCAAGCAGCUCGGAAACGAAGAUAUCAUCGCUCCCCUCGUCGCCGAAGCCGUCCUCGCCGUCCUCCCGAAAAACCCCCUCAACUUCAAUGUCGACAACAUCCGUGUCGUCAAGAUCAUGGGUUCGUCCCUGACCGAGAGCAGAGUCGUCAAGGGUAUGGUGUUUCCACGGUCACCCGACGGCUCCGUCAAGAGCGCAACUAAGGCCAAGGUCGGGGUCUUCUCUUGCCCCAUUGACAUCUCCCAGACGGAGACCAAAGGCACAGUGCUGCUCCACAACGCUAAGGAGAUGCUUGACUUUACGAAGGGUGAGGAGGUGCAGCUAGAACAAGCUAUCAAGGAGCUCCACGACUGCGGUUUGAGGGUUGUUGUAGCUGGUUCAACGCUGGGAGAGCUUGCUCUUCAUUACUUGAACAGGUAUGGAAUCCUCGCUAUCAAGGUUCUGAGCAAAUUCGAGCUGCGGCGGUUGUGUCGAGUCGUUGGUGCCACACCAUUGGCCAGACUUGGUGCCCCAAUGCCUGAUGAGAUGGGUUCCAUCGAUAUUGUUGAGACCACGGAGAUCGGUGGUGACCGUGUAACUGUUUUCCGGCAAGAGAACGAGACCACAAAGACUGCGACCAUAGUCAUCCGAGGAGCCACGCAGAACCACCUCGAUGACCUGGAGCGUGCCGUCGACGAUGGUGUCAAUGUUGUCAAGGCCAUCACAAGAGAUGCCCGUCUCGUACCAGGUGCCGGCGCAACCGAGAUGCAGCUCAUCGAACGCAUCGUUGCCUACGGUGAGAAGACUCCCGGUCUUCUUCAGCACGCUAUCAAGAAGUACGGAGAGGCCUUCGAGGUCAUCCCCAGGACACUUGCCGAGAGUGCUGGUCUCGACGCCACCGAGGUUCUGAGUCGGUUGUACGCUGCCCACCACAAGAGGGACGUGUGGACGGCUGGUGUUGACAUUGACGACGAAAAAGGAACCGGUAUGCUCGAUGCCAAGGAGAAGGGUAUUCUUGAUCUGCUUGCUGCAAAGAGCUGUGCUAUCAAGCUAGCAACGGAGGCUGCGAGAACGGUUUUGUCUGUGGACCAGAUCAUCGUAGCGAGACAGGCCGGUGGGCCCAAGCCGCCAGCUCCCAGCAAGAACUGGGAUGAGGAUUAGAGCAGAAACCAGAUAGCAGAUAUUUAAUGGAGUGCCUUUCGUUCAUGGUACUUGUACUUCGAUCCCGAUGCUCAGACGAUGAAUAAGGGCCUGUUCGGGUGUCAGCUGCAUUUUGAAUAUACCACACAAGAUUGAGAUGC
This is a messenger RNA of Tricharina praecox, 1970 nucleotides long. RefSeq names its product chaperonin Cpn60/TCP-1 family. NCBI's taxonomy places the organism in Eukaryota, Fungi, Ascomycota, Pezizomycetes, Pezizales, Pyronemataceae. The transcript is spliced from 6 exons. The record is from RefSeq and is a predicted model, not a curated record. Gene Ontology annotation, biological process: protein folding. The coding region runs from base 187 to 1830 and encodes 547 amino acids. Gene Ontology annotation, molecular function: ATP-dependent protein folding chaperone; ATP binding; ATP hydrolysis activity. Gene Ontology annotation, cellular component: chaperonin-containing T-complex.